Molecule: messenger RNA, 2210 nt
Organism: Grammomys surdaster
Lineage: Eukaryota; Metazoa; Chordata; Mammalia; Rodentia; Muridae
Gene: Efcab12
Product: EF-hand calcium binding domain 12
Exons: 9
Coding region: 1-2028 (675 amino acids)
Molecular function (GO): calcium ion binding
Source: RefSeq, a predicted model, not a curated record
AUGCGUUCUAUAUUGAAAAAGAGACCUGGAGAAGAGACAGCCAGCUGUCUGUCCCCAAUCAAGUGCUUGGCAAAGGGCUGCAAUUUGAGAGGUGGAGGGUACAAACAGACAAGAAAAGCUGGAGGCCAGAAGACCCAUGCUCUCGGAAAGCCUACUCCCCACUCAUCUAAUGCUUCUCAGUGGAAUACUGGUCCCCCUAGCCGCCCUUCCUCAGCACACAGUCAGAAUGUGCCAGAAACCUUGGCCAAACAUAGUGGGAAGCAAAAGAAAGCGUCCAGGUUAUGGGAGUCCCAGAAAGCCGAGGAGAGAAAAAGGAGUCAUCGUGUGACAUUCAGCUUGCCAUUCACAGACCAUGGGUCCUACCAGUCUCUCACCUCCGUAGACGAUGACUUUGAUGAAACCACUAGCAAACCUGUCUUCAAACCCGAGCUGGUCACUGCCCAUUGCUUCAGGCGGUUGAAGCAGAAAGACUUCCACCUGCCAAAGAGCCGCCGGCGGAUCAUCAUUGUGCCUAGCACAAAGGACCAAGUGCUGGCCCAGCCCACAGUCCCUCUUCCUGCUCCCCUUCCACUCAUGCCUAGCUUCAAAGUUCUGGAUACUGGAGACACCCAAGAGCUGCCAGUGAACAAGAAGGCUUGGCUGAAUCAGAGGGCAAUGCUUCGGAGACAGCUGGAGACAUUUGGUGAUGUCAAGAGGUGGCUGGACAAUAAGCCCACCAUCACAUCAUCAGAGAUCAAGGUUCUGUCUGUGAUUCGCCAGGAGCAAAAAGCCCCCAAACGUACCUUGAUUUCAGUCAGGAGACCCAAGGGCCAAGCUCUCAAACAUGUCCGCAAGUCUGCACCCCAGCUGCGACUGCCUAAGCCCCCUGUCCUGGCUGACAUGUAUGCCUACCUGCGUAGUCGGAAGAUCAAGAUCCUGGAGAUAUUUAGCAGGGCAGAGCGGGGUGAGAACCAGCGCAUCUCCAGAGAAGAAUUUCUCAUGGCUCUGAAGGCAAUCGGAGUCCCUCUGAAGAGCCAGGAGCUGGAGGACAUCAUCAUUUACCUUGGCUCUCUUGGGAAGCAGAAUGCCAUCACCACAGAAGCCCUGGCCAGUACCUACAAGCAGUGGUCACUGGCCCAGCAGAGAAGCACCAUACCUUCUACCAAGGAGUAUUACAAUUUGUCUGGAAAGAGAACCUUUCUGAGGCAUAGCCCUAAAAAGCAGCAGGCUAGCUCAUCCCCACAGCCUCCCAAGAUGGACCUGCUGAAGGUGCCUGAGGUUGAUACAAAGAUGGAAGGGCGGCCCAUGUCAGAGGAAGACAUGGAAGAUGUGGGCAGACGGUACCGAGAAAGGCGGAGGCAGAACAAGCUCACUCUCCCCUCCAUCCAAUACAUGGAGAACUGCCGGCUGGUUCGAUCUGGGACAAAACAGUUUGAUGAUCACUGCCUGCCAUCCACCAUUUCUGGAGAGAUGGAGGAGCUGCUCAACAUGACCCGUAGGGAUAACUUCCUAGUCUACCUACAGUGCUGGGAACUUUGUGAGGCCUACGGUCUCCCACUGACUGAAGACAUCCUCAUGAGAGCACUGCUGUAUCCAGGAGACAAGAUAAUCUGUCUGAAAGAAGAAGUCCGUCCAAUCCGGCAGCCUGGAGGCUACUAUAUAGACGAGAGGAUUGUCCACAUCCUGGCUGGGUUCAAGGACCGCCAGAAGUUCGGAGAGAAGAAGAGAGACAAGAAAACAUCAAAGAAAAUGAAGACAAUGCACUUUCACGAUUUCGAGAAAUUUACUGGGAAGCUGAAGUUGAAGAGGCUAAGUGGUCCCUCAUGCACCCACCCCAAUCACUUCUGGCCUGGUCACCUUCUGGACAAGCUGCGGCUCUACCUGCCCACUGUAGCCAAGGACAACAGCCUGGCAAUCUUCAGCUGUGUACAAUACAAGCCCCCUGUUUACCCUGCCAUCUACCACCCUAAGGACUGGUGGCCCAUGAAAGACUUUGCUUAUGUGACCCAUGCCUAUUAUGAUGCAAACAAGGUAUACUCCAUCACCUAGAGUGGCCUGAGGGAGGCUGGGCCAGAAGACAGUGCAGCCAGAAGCCCACAGCUGCACACUUGAGAUACAAAAGAAACAUUCCCUGGGAAGGUCUGGGGAUGUGUCCCCUAAUGCCACACAGUGUCCAGUGGAGUGUGGAUGUGUCCACACACACAUGCUGUGUUUUCUUCUCUGUUAUGACC